Molecule: messenger RNA, 1430 nt
Organism: Lycium ferocissimum
Lineage: Eukaryota; Viridiplantae; Streptophyta; Magnoliopsida; Solanales; Solanaceae
Product: auxin-responsive protein IAA26-like
Exons: 6
Coding region: 369-1196 (275 amino acids)
Biological process (GO): regulation of DNA-templated transcription
Cellular component (GO): nucleus
Molecular function (GO): protein binding
Source: RefSeq, a predicted model, not a curated record
UCUUUUUUCUAGCUUUACCAUUUACAUCUUCUCUCAUUAAAACUCUUGAAACUCACAAGAUAAAUAAAACCCCACUCUCACUCUCAUCCAAGAAAAAGGAAAAAAAAAAAAUAUACUCACUAUUAGUCCUCCUUUGCUUGUAAUUUUCUUUGUGGGGUUUCUUUGGGGUUUUGGGUUUGACAUAUAGCUUGGUAUUAUUACAAAGUAUAUUAGCUAUUUGUGGGUUCUUGAAGAUCAUCUUGUUUCUUGGUUUUAGAGCAUUUAUACAAGGUUUUUUUCUCCAUUAAUAUGUGGGUUUCUCUCAGUUCAAGCUUUGGUUGAUUUUCAAGGAAGUUUGUCAGGUAGAAUAUUUCAUUAUUGUUGUAGAAAUGGAGGGUUAUUCAAGAAAAUGGCUUAUGCAAAGAGGAGAAGAAACAAACCAUGGAAAUUCUGAAGAGAAAAAGCUUGAGUUAAGGCUUGGUCCUCCUAAUGGAGACUGGUCUAAUGAAAAAGAUGAAACCCGUUUCCCUUUUAGUUACAUCUCAAACUCAAAGGCUAACAACAAUGGAAACCAAAACCAGAAAUAUUCAUCAUUUCUUCAACUUCAAUCAACGGCACAGGAAUCAUCACAGACAGGUUGUUCCAAAACAACAGAUGUGCAGAACACAGACAAGAAAAAAGCUACUGUACCCAACACCUCUCAGAAAAGGACUGCACCAGCACCAGUGGUGGGUUGGCCUCCAAUUCGUUCAUUUAGGAAGAAUCUUGCAAGUAGCAGCACUGUGAAACCUGCAACUGAGACACAAAAUGUGGUGGUCCCAAGUAAGAGUGCCAACGAAAAACCAAUGGAAAUAUGUCAGACAAAAGGAUUAUUUGUUAAGAUCAACAUGGAUGGUAUUCCUAUUGGAAGGAAAGUAGAUCUCAAAGCUUAUGACAGCUAUGACAAACUCUCUUCUGCUGUUGAUCAACUUUUUAGAGGCCUUCUUGCAGCUCAAAAUGAUCCAUCUGGUGAGAAGAAGGAAGAAGGGGAGACAGCGAUAAGUGGAUUAUUGGAUGGAAGUGGGGAAUAUACUCUAGUAUAUGAGGAUAAUGAAGGUGACAGGAUGCUUGUUGGGGAUGUCCCUUGGCACAUGUUUGUGUCCACCGUGAAAAGGCUGCGUGUGUUGAAAAGCUCUGAACUCUCUACACUUACUCGUGGAACUAAGCAGCAGGGAUAGCUGACCUAAUGAUAUGAAUGAGCUAACGAGAUUAUUGAAGAGAAGAGAGUGACUUGUUUUGCAUGGAAUUGGAAGUUUUUCAUUAUUGAAGUAGUAGCAGAAGCAAAAAGUUGAUGUAAAUUAUGAUAUUACUGCUAAUAUUUGUGUUUUUGGAAGGCAAAAGAAUUAUUGCUUUCUUAAGUAAGAUGGUCUGUUCCCUUUGCAUCCAUUGGACAAAAAUCCUUGCUACCUUCA